AUGUCGGUUCAAACCCUCGUCGAGCGCUUCCAGGGGGUCCAUCCAUCCCCGGAGCCUGCCCCUAUCUUCAAAAUAGGCGGCAAAGGCACCGACAGCGACACUUCGAAGCACUCUCCAGCUGCGAUCGAAGUAGGAUACACUGUUCAAGUCAUACAGCACACCGACAUCGCGGGAACGGGCAUAUUUACAAGCGAGGUCUCUUCGGACUCUGUCCGCGAGAAUAUCGAAAACGAAGAAGCAUCGUCUUCGUACACGACGGAAGUUCACUCCUCCACCGCUGCUCUCGAAGCUACCGAGCCCAGUGUGGACGCCAAGAUCGAUAUCGACAACGAAGAAGACUGGUCUUCCGAAGACUCCUCUGACUCUGACGAGGAAGUCCAAAUGACCCCGGGCCCAUCCCCAUACAUGGAGCCUGCGGACCUCAUCGCGAUCCUGAACUGGAUGCGCAAAGGCGACCUGUUCAACAACACGAAUAAUCUACCACACGAGGUUGUCUAUCGUGGCACCGCUCCUGAAGCUGUUGAGACGGGCGACUUCUCACUCUGGAAGACUAUCUGCGAAGACCGACGAUGCCGCGUUCACUUCAAGGCGACUGACGGAGAGCGCCAAUACGACAUCGGGAGCUUCGAGUAG
This is a messenger RNA of Zasmidium cellare ATCC 36951, 633 nucleotides long. RefSeq lists its product as uncharacterized. The coding region runs from base 1 to 633 and encodes 210 amino acids. The record is from RefSeq and is a predicted model, not a curated record. The transcript is spliced from 3 exons. Lineage: Eukaryota; Fungi; Ascomycota; Dothideomycetes; Mycosphaerellales; Mycosphaerellaceae.